Molecule: messenger RNA, 711 nt
Organism: Melampsora larici-populina 98AG31
Lineage: Eukaryota; Fungi; Basidiomycota; Pucciniomycetes; Pucciniales; Melampsoraceae
Exons: 4
Coding region: 1-711 (236 amino acids)
Source: RefSeq, a predicted model, not a curated record
AUGACGAUUUCAACUUCAAGCUCAACUUCAACACCUUUACCAAGCUUCAAUGGUCACCUUCAUGAUUCUUGGGAUUUACAUCAACUCAAAUUAAUCUCUUGGUUUAAAACUCAAAACAUAUCAGAUCAAGAUGAUCAACUUAAACUCGAUUACUUGAUCUUAUCACUUCAAUCCAAUUCAAACGCUCUCAAUUGGUUCUCACUUCAACCCAUCGAAUUAAAAUCAAAUUUCAUUCAAUCUUUAACUUUACUCAAAAACAAAUAUGGAAAUGAUCUUAGAAAAGAAAUCCUUAGAUUAUCAGCUUUGAAUUCUUUAGAAGUUCGGACUUUUAGGGAUCCUGAACAUAAAACUGAAAUGGUACAUCAACUUGUAGAUGAACUGGAUCAUUUGCUUUCAUUGGGUGCUGUACAUCAGGAUAAUGUUAAAAGAGAUUACUUAUUGAGGUGUUUUCGUGCCUUUGCCGGUGCAAUUAAACUCAUCAAUCGAUCGACUUCAUAUGAUGGUGCCGUCUUAGCUGCUCUCAAUUGGGAAGCCAGUGUCAUUUCAAAAGCUCAAGAGGCUAUGAUUCAAGCUUCAUUAGAUCCCAACGCCACUCACAAACAAAUCAAAUCACGCAGGAAUAAGCAUCAUUCUCAAAUCGAUUACCUUCUCCAAGCUCACGAACGACAUGGAGCAAUCAACUUGACAACUGAUGAUCAACCGAAAGUGUGA